Messenger RNA from Osmerus eperlanus (European smelt), 985 nucleotides. It is a transcript of the gene tmt1a.1, whose product is annotated as thiol methyltransferase 1A, tandem duplicate 1. The transcript is spliced from 2 exons. NCBI's taxonomy places the organism in Eukaryota, Metazoa, Chordata, Actinopteri, Osmeriformes, Osmeridae. Bases 71 to 796 code for a protein of 241 amino acids. Gene Ontology annotation, molecular function: S-adenosylmethionine-dependent methyltransferase activity. The record is from RefSeq and is a predicted model, not a curated record.
CGAGAGGUUAUAUCUACUUCACUGAACUUCAGACUGGCUUUACACAAUCACGACUCAAAGAACAUCGAAAAUGGGCCUCUGUAUGAAUUUAUUAACGCUUUUUUUCACGGUUGUUACGUUGCCCCUUCAGCUAAUGGAGGCACUGGGCGUGUACGGCAUCUAUAAGCGCAUUUUCCCAAUUAUCCUUAACAAGAUAACAUUGAAUUACAACAAGGUAAUGCAUGAUAAGAAAAAGGACCUUUUCAGCACACUUAUGGAGUUCAAACUCGAGCGUCCACUUCGUAUUUUGGAGAUCGGCUGCGGCUGCGGAGCAAAUUUCCAGUUCUACCCCCCCGCGUGCAAUGUGAUUUGCACAGACCCCAACCCUCACUUCCAAAAAUAUUUGGACAAAAGUAUGGAAGAAAACGAUCACCUGACAUUUGAUAGGUUUGUCGUGGCUUCUGGUGAAGAUAUGGGGGUGGUUGAAGACGGAUCUGUGGACGUGGUUGUCUGCACACUCGUACUCUGCUCCGUUAACAACGUACCACGCACUCUCCAAGAGGUGUAUCGCAUAUUGAGGCCUGGUGGUGCUCUGUACUUCCUAGAGCAUGUCAUCUCAGACCCCUCUUCCUGGACAUACUUCUUCCAGCAUGUGUUGCAACCCAUGUGGUACUACUUUGGAGAUGGAUGUGAACUUACAAGAGCUACAUGGAAGGAUCUGGAGACUGCUGGCUUCUCUGAGCUCAAAUUGAGGCACAUUGAAGCUCCAGUGGUAUUUUUGAUCAAACCACAUAUUAUGGGCUAUGUUGUGAAAUAGGCCUACUUUGUCUUUGUAGACUUACAAGUAACACAUUCAGUCCUUAAGUAUUGGCACAGUGACACAAUUGUAGUUGUUUGGCCCAUAAUAGCUUUUCCCCAGAUGUCGACCCCAGCACUUGGCAGAAUUAUUGCACUUGGCAGAAUUAUAUUAGUACCUGCACCUACUAUAUUAAAGUAUUUUAAGUUG